CUUUUCAUUUCAGGGGUGGAGGAUACCCUCCAAGGAGCUGGACUAGAAAUGAUACCGCAAGUCUAAUGAAAGAAGUCUAAAACAGCAGUGUUGGGUUGUAACAAUAAAUAAUUGUAUAGUACUAGUCAUAGGAACAAUACAUAAUAUUCAUGAUGACGUGAAUGGAGUAAUAUAAAGUUGUACCUUGAGAUACGACAAAUUUGUUCCAUGAUCACGGUUCGGUCCUCAAAACAAGGUAGGAUGUCCAGAUCACAUUUUUUAGCCUCUGAAUCACUUGCCUGAGUCACAGUCCUGAUCAAUACCUCGGCAGUUCAUUAAGAAAUGCAGGUAACUCCAGCCCCAAAAUGCCCUUUAAAGUCUUUUUUGAUUUUUAUUUUUUAAUAAAUAAGAAAAAUCACACUCAAUAGUAUUCUACUGCAUAAAAACAGUCAUAAACUUUGCUCACCACAUAACCUGCAAACACAAGAAAUGUGAGCACAAAACAGGGCUGUACCUGAUGUUUUUUCCUUUGUUGUUGUUCUUUUGUGGGGUUUAUUGGCGGUUAGCAAACCAUGUUAAGGGUGCAUUAGCAUCAUCAACUAAUAAUAAUAAUAAAUGGGACUUUUGUAAUGUUUUUCAUGAUACGCAAUCGUGGCUGGUGUUGUUCCACUGCAAGUAAACCAAUGUGAAUUGAUUGUGGCCGGAUGUUGCAAAGUUUGCUGCUGCCAUCUAGUGGUGAGGGUCUGAAGCGCACUUAUUUUUUUUUUUGCUGGUAUCUCAAGACAAAAUAUCAGCCAUGCGCAACGGCUUGUGUCUCGAAAGACUUAAGUCAAGGCACGACUGUUACACUUUUCAUCAAGUCUUUUGAAAUGGAAAGGGUAUAUGGAUAUAUGCACGUUUAAAAAAAAAAUAAUGUUUUUUAGGUAUGGUUAUUUACUGGUGAUAAUGGUCUUUUAUCGAAUGUUUUAAUGGUGACAGUGGCACUUUGAAUGCAAAGCAAAUUACCUAGUGCAACAUGUUCUGUACAAAAAGAAAGUUGUCAUAGGUAUUUAUAGCUAAAGGUGCAGUGCACUGGUUACGGAUUAUUGCUUUAUAGAUCCAGACUGAUUCAUCAUUAGACACCUCACAUCCACAUGCUGCCUUCUUUUAUAACAAAAAAAUAAAUAAACAAUUUCAGUGAUGUUUGACUAUGGUCUAUUAUUCCCUAUCAAAAGGACUGUGAGCAAAUGUUUCUGAUCAACUUUUGGCAUUUUCCCUCCAUGCGUGUGAUGAGUUAACGUUUAUGUCUGCAGUGGCCAGUCCUGUCAAAUAUUACCUUUUGUAAAGAGGUCUUAAUGCCCGCCCCAAAUAACACUUGCCUGCGACACUGUAAGAAUAGGUGUAAAGGGCAAUUUGGAACCUUGUGCAAACUCUAGCACAGACGGACGGGUAUACAGUGCAGUACAACCUCAAUUCCAAUGAAGUUGGGACGUUGUGUUAAACAUAAAUAAAAACAGAAUACAAUGAUUUUCAAAUCAUGUUCAACCUAUAUUUAAUUGAAUACACUACAAAGACAAUAUAUUUAAUGUUCAAACUGAUAAACUUUAUUGUUUUUAGCAAAUAAUCAUUAACUUAGAAUUUUAUGGUUGCAACACGCUCCCAAAAAGCUGGGACAGGUGGCAAAAAAGACUGAGAAAGUUGAGGAAUGCUCGUCAAACACCUGUUUGGAACAGGUGAACAGGCUAAUUGGGAACAGGUGGGUGCCAUGAUUGGGUAUAAAAGGAGCUUCCCUGAAUUGGUCAGUCUUUCACAAGCAAAGAUGGGGCGAGGUUCACCUCUUUGUGAGCAAGUGCGUGAGAAAAUAGCCGAACAGUUUAAGGACAAUGUUACUCAACGUACAAUUGCAAGGAAUUUAGGGAUUUCAUCAUCUACGGUCCAUAAUAUCAUCAAAAGGUUCAGAGAAUCUGGAGAAAUCACUGCCUGUAAGCGGCAAGGGCGAAAACCAACAUUGAAUGCCCGUGACCUUCAAUCCCUCAGGCAGCACUGCAUCAAAAACCGACAUCAAUGUGUAAAGGAUAUCACCACAUGGGCUCAAGAACACUUCAGAAAACCAAUGUCAGUAAAUACAGCUCGGCGCGACAUCCGUAAGUGCAACUUGAAACUCUACUAUGCAAAGCAAAAGCCAUUUAUCAACAACACCCAGAAACGCCGCCGGCUUCUCUGGGCCCGAGCUCAUCUAAGAUGGACUGAUGAAAAGUGGAAAAGUGUUCUGUGGUCCGACGUGUCCACAUUUCAAAUUGUUUUUGGAAAUUGUGGACAUCGUGUCCUCUGGGCCAAAAAGGAAACUAACCAUCCAGAUUGUUAUGGACGCAAAGUUCAAAAGCCAGCAUCUGUGAUGGUAUGGAGCUGUGUUAGUGCCAAUGGCCAUGGGUAACUUACACAUCUGUGAAGGCACCAUUAAUGCUGAAAGGUAUAUACAGGUUUUGGAGAAACAUAUGCUGCCAUCCAAGCAACGUCUUUUUCAUGGACGCCCCUGCUUAUUUCAGCAAGACAAUGCCAAACCACAUUCUGCACGUGUUACAACAGUGUGGCUUCGUAGUAAAAGAGUGCGGGUACUAGACUGGCCUGCCUGCAGUCCAGACCUGUCUCCCAUUUGAAAAUGUGUGUGCACAUUAUGAAGCUUAAAAUACGACAAUGGAGUGUUGAACAGCUGAAGCUCUACAUCAAUCAAGAAUGGGAAAGAAUUCCACCUACAAAGCUUCAACAAUUAGUGUCCUCAGUUCCCAAACAUUUAUUGAAUGUUGUUAAAAGAAAAGGUGAUGUAACACAGUGGUAAACAUGACCCUGUCCCAGCUUUUUUGGAAUGUGUUGCAGCCAUAAAAUUCAAAAUUAAUGAUUAUUUGCUAAAAAUUUUUUUUGCAGUUUGAAUGUUUACAUGUCUUUGUAGUGUAUUCAAUUAAAUAUAGGUUGAACAUGAUUUGCAAAUCAUUGUAUUCUGUUUUUAUUUGUUUAACACAAUGUCCCAACUUCAUUGGAAUUGAGGUUGUAUUUUGCACAGUGUAUUGCUUCAACCUGAGAGUUUGUGUGUUGGUUACAGUGGAUAUAAAUUCUACACAAUAAGUCGACACACCCAUGUUCAAAUGCAAGGUUUUUGUGAUAUACAAAAUAUACCAGGAAAUCAUUUCAAAACUGACAUGAAGACGGGAGAUUACUGUCUCAUGCAAACAGCCAGUACUUGCCAGAAAUUCCUGCAGCUCCUUCGGUGUUGCUGUCAGCCACUUGGCAGCCUCCCUGACCAGGCUUUUCAUCAAUUUGGAGAGACAUCCAGUUCUUGAUGGUUGAUUCUGAACACAGCUACAGCCCAGUUAUGAGGGUGCGCACACUUGUGCAACCACAUUAUUUCAGUUUAUUUUUACUGCCCCUUUUGAAAAGAUAUAUAUAUAUAAAAUAGAUGUACAGGUUAUAGGUCACAAUGGUGAAAAAAAACCGUUUUAAAAUGAUUUAGCUUGGUCUAAAACCUAGCUUUUGAACAGGGGUGUGUAGACGUUUAUCUACUGUAGUUCCUUAGCUCCAAGAUACCACAAGAUGGCGACAAAACAAUACCGUUAUUGCUUGAGCCUGAGCACAAAAACAGAAAAUAGGUUUUGUUUUUCAGCGAAAAACAGAGCAUAGGUUCCAUUAAAAAAAAAAUUAAAAUAAUAAUAAAUCUGUGAACGUGAAUUUGAAAAUGCCGUAAUAAGCGGGUGUCCACUGUAUACAGCAGUGUGUUUUUAUAGGCAAAAAAAUUAUCAUGGUGACCAGUGAUGUUUGAAAUUGCUUAUUUUACUAAUAUAUUGUUUUAGAUGGUUUUUAUGUGAACUUUUCUGCAUUUAUUUAUAAAAUUCAUUUUAUAUAGACCACACGGUGCAGUGACUAAGAUAUUAAUGAAAAUAUGGUGAAACAUAAAUGUCCAGUGGCCAAAUAAAUACCAUUUAAAAUAUCUGGUAGUACAACCACUUUCCAAGGAAUGCUGCAGUAAAGUGCAAAUAAUGUAAAUUAUUAAAGUAUGCCUGCCAUUUAUCCAGUUGAAGUAUUGCUCAGUGACUAAAAUGAAAUUUCAUGAUUUCUUCCGUAGCGGCAAGGUAAAUCAAAGGAUAUAAAUAAUUUUUAAAUGAGUAUUGAUAGAUCUUGAUUGAUAGAGGAUGAUGUCGUCCGAUAAACAUUUUAUAGCGUAUCUACAAUAUAUCGCACAGCUCGAAGUCAUCCAUCCAUCCAUCCAUCCAUUCAUUUUCUGUACUGCUUUAUCCUCACAAGGGUCAUGGGCGUGCUGGAGCCUAUCCCAGCUAUCUUCGGGCGAGAUGGGGGGUACAGCCUGAACUGGUUUCCAGGCAAUCUCAGGGCACAUAUAAGCAAACAACCAUUCGUGCACACUUUCACACCUACGGGCAAUUUAGAGUCUUCAAUUAACCUACCAUGCAUGUUUUUGGGAUGUGGGAGGAAACCGGAGUGCCCGGAGAAAACCCACGCAGGCAUGGGGAGAACAUGCAAACUCCACACAGGCGAGGCCGGGAUUUGAACCCUGGUCCUCAGAACUGUGAGGCAGAUGUGCUAACCAGUCGUCCACCGUGCUGCAGCUCAAAUGGGGGACGGCCGCGCAUUGGCUAAAAUAUCUUUAUCGUGAUGGAUGGAUCACGUUUGUGUGGGAGGGGUCGGCUUGCCCUACUGAGGCAGCCUUGUGUGGCGGCAGAUGAGCCAGAUGACUCAUGUAUACAGUAUGCAUGAUGAUGCCUUGGAUUUAAGUGUGGUGAUAUGAAUAACGCAUUGGGUGACUUAUCUGGAAGCCUUGGAGCCAAAGCAGAGAUUUACCAGAGUGGCCGGAGUAAUGGGAGCGAGGCUCUCAUCUCCUUGCAAGAGCCUUUACUGACACCAAAAGUCAAGAGGACUUCACCCUGCCAAGGCAACAGGUUAAAAAAAGAGGCCAGUGAAGUUUCACCUGGUCCACCUUCUUUUCCUGAAGGUCUUGCUCCAAAACUCUCACACUCUGCCCCUGAGUCUUUAUUACCUUGGACCAAAACAAGUGCAACUCAGGUAAUUAAGAUUUAUAAUGAAGAUAACACCAGCAGAGCGGUAGAGGUCCCCAGUGACAUUGUUGCCCGGGACAUAUGUCAGCUGUUUGCCUUGAAGAGCCACUGCAUCGAUGAGCACAGCUUGACUCUUUACGAGCACCUCUCCCAUCUGGGAAUAGAGAGAACGAUUGAGGACCAUGAGUCAAUUAUGGAGGUGAUAUCCAGCUGGGGAAUGGAUGCAGACAACCGGCUAAAUUUUAGGAAGAAUUAUGCAAAAUAUGAGUUUUUCAGGAAACCCUUGGACUUCUUCCCUGACCAUAUGGUGUCCAUAUCCGGUGAGACCAAUGAGGUGGUAGAUCACUCUCAACUUGUACAGAUCUUUCUCAGCGCCAGCACUUGCCCAGAGAUUCACGGACAUCUCCACACCAAGGAGCCAGGCAAGAAGUCCUGGAAGAAGUUGUACUUUAUCUUGCGGAGGUCAGGGCUUUAUGUCUCCAGUAAGGGAACUUCUAAGGACCCAUGGCAUCUUCAGUUCAUCGCUGACUUCACUGACUCAAAUGUCUACACACUGUUGUCAGCCAAAAAAGCACACGGGGCUCCCACUGAAUUUGGCUUCUGUGUUAAGUCCACAAAGUGCACUUCAUCCCGGGAUAUGAAGCUCCUGUGCGCAGAUGAUGAGCAGACUAGGACGUGCUGGAUCACAGCCGUGCGAUUGUUCAAGUAUGGGAUGCAACUGUACCAAAACUUCAUGCAGCCACACCAGAAACAAAAAGCCUCCCCAAUGGGUCGCGGGCGUACUGGAGCCUAUCCCAGCUAUCUUCGGGCGAGAGGCGGGGUACACCCUGAACUGGUCGCCAGCCAAUCGCAGGGCACAUACAAACAAACAACCAUUCACACCUACGGACAAUUUAGAGUCUUCAAUACCCUGCGUGUUUUUGGGAUGUGGGAGGAAACCGGAGUACCCGGAGAAAACCCACGCAGGCGGGGCUGGGAUUUGAACCCCGGUCCUCAGAACUGUGAGGCGGAUGUGCUCGUCCAUCGUGCCGCCAGUUUAUAUCCACGGAGCAUCUCCGAGAACUCCCUGGUGGCCAUGGACUUCUCGGGCCAGAAGAGUCGGGUGAUCGAAAACCCCUCGGAGGUUCUCUCUGUGGCCGUGCAGGAAGGCCUGGCAUGGAGGAGGAAAGGUUGCCACCGUCUGAGUGCACAUGGAAGCCCUUCUGCGUCCCAGAGCUCACUAAAUAUAGCUCUCCAUUUAGCCCAGCCCUGGUUCCAUGGCAAGCUGUCACGGGAAGAAGCUCAGCGUCUGAUCACUCAGCAGGGUCCAGUUGAUGGGCUAUUUCUUCUGAGAGACAGUCAGAGCAACCCCAAGACAUUUGUACUGUCACUGUGCCACAUGCAAAAAGUCAAACACUUCCAAAUCUUACCUGUGGAUGACGCAGGGGAGUUAUCCUACAGCCUCGACGACGGCCACACACGCUUCUCAGACUUGAUUCAGCUGGUGGAGUUUUACCAGCUGAACCGGGGCGUGCUGCCCUGCAAACUCAAACAACACUGCACCGGGACCACCCUGUGACAACCGGGAGGGACCGCCGCCAUGGAACCCUCAAAGUCACCUCCUCUCAGAGGCCUCUUUUCUGGGCAGUCACCCGCAGUGAUCUUGUGCAUGGAAGCAAAAUUAUGCAAAGACCCGACAGGCUUGCAAGGUGCAAGGUAGGAUUUCUGUUCUUCCAACGCCAUCGUGGCCCUCAAUAGGGCAAGGAAGCGGAUUUGGUUAAUGGACUGGGUGGUGAUUAUAACAAGCAAAAACCCAAAAUUCACAAUCUCAAGAAAUAUUAGGGGGAAAAAAAAAAAAAAAAAAUGUAUGUAGAAAUCAGGUAGAAAUUAAAUUGGCCUCAUGAAAAGUACCUAUAUGUGAUUAAUACACCUAUAUAGUAUGACUUUCACUUUGUGGACCACUGAAAUAAAUGAACUUUUCAACGAAAUUCUAAUUUAUUGAUAUGCACCGACCUGUUGUUCCACUAUAAACCCCUUCAAAACGCCACUUAAAUUACAACAUAAGAUACGGUCAUAUAACAUCACAACAUUUCCAAUUCAUCAAAUUCUCAAAGCAAAUAUUCUCAAGUAUAUAGGAUGACGUGUAUGUAUAUUUUGAAUAGAUCUAAUAAAGACCAAGAAAAUACGUCCAAUAAAUCAUGUAUAACCUGAUUUUAUUUUAAAUUUGACAUAAUAAAUCCAGGCUUUAUCCAGUGGAUAUUUCUCAAAUAUAAUAAGCUUCCUAACUAGUGUAUCUUUACCUACACUUUGUUCACUUAUUUAUUAUUUAACCUCCUACGGUUAAAGUUAAAUUUAGUUGGUCCAUAUUGCACGUGAACGCUACACAUUAACCCAAUAUUGCCAAAUGUGAUUUAAUACAUUCUAUAUGAGGAAUAUGUAGGCAUUAUGUGGCCUACAUUGUGGAUGCAGUGUGGGAGGCAGCAGCACCUAGGGUGCAGGUUAACUCAUGACCACUAGAUGGUAGUAGAAGCAUUUUGUUGGCUGUGUUCCAGUUUGAUGUCGUCAAAUAAGUCAAAUAAUCAAUUUACGUUUAUGUUCACGUAAGUUGCAAUAAUUAUCAUUGAUGGAUACUGCUGACAAUAGACAGCAUCAUACUGAAUUUCUGGCUACAAAAUUAGGUCCAACUCCACACUAAUAAGUACAAGUUAGCACAAAUGAUCAGAAUGAACACUUGUCAGAAGGGUAUGGUGCUUUGCUCCACUGGACACAACAAUCAUAAUGAUGAACAUAUGACAACAUAAAAACAACUGAGAUUAUGAGAGAUUUUGUUCAUACGGUUACUGUAUUCGACCUUGUUUGGAGAUGCAACAAUUAAUUGAUUAUCAAAUUAAUUGACAACUCUUUUGAUGAUUGAUGAUCCCAUUGUUUUACUUAAAAUUGUCUAAAUCCAUCUAAAUUCUCCCAACAGUGAAUCUUCUCAAAUUUCUGUAAUCCUUCAUGAAAGCAGACUGAUUAUCUCUUGUGUUUAAUCAAAAUAAUAAUAAUUUGCAAACAUCUGCUUUUACUUUGGAAAAUCAUAAUCAGAAUUUUUGCCUAUUUUCUUACAUGUUACACACCCAACCAGUUGCUGUAUCCUCAACAAUUUAUGGGGGACAAAAAUAGUUUAAGAUAUUACAAAAACAAUCAUUCAUUGUAAUGUAAUGGACUCUAGAAAAUAUUCGAUAGUAACAGCCCUAACCUUGUUAGAUUAGAUCAUAAACAUGUAAUAUUCACUUGACCAACUCCAAAGUGCCUUGCGUGUAUUCCCUUUCUCUAAGGAUGUGUACAAUUAUUACAAGUGCAAGUAAUGACUCAUCCUUUCACUUACGUCUGAUUUUUCCACGGCCCCAUCCCGCUAUGAGUAAACCCUGCAAAUGAUUCCCCGCUCAAACAGCAAACGGCCAAAAUGUCUCGUCUGGAAGCACCCGUGUUAAACAAGCUUCUUUGUUGUGAUAUAAAUGCACUGCCCCGACGCCUCUCCGGCUUCACUUCAAUAGCAGCUUUUUUGAAAGGGAGCGCUCACAUCCAGGGGAGACGUGCACAAACACAUAAGUCUUAAAUGUACCCCUGCUUCUUAGGUCUUGUGCUAAAUGUUGUUUUGGAUGUAUUCCUGCCAUUGAUCGGCGCCUGGCUGCAGGGGGAGAGAUGGCAGCUGGGAGAGAAUGCGCCUCCUUUAAUGAAUUCAUCCAACACUAACGGCCUGUGGACACUGCAUUUCUUCCAGCCUUUCUCUCUCUCUCUCUCUCUCUCUCUCGCUCUCUCUCUCUCUCUUUCUGCUCUGUCUUGGCCCUCACGGACAACCAGCAGCACUCUUUGCACUUCACACCACCACACGGCUUGUAUUCGGCUCGCGCUCUCACAGAGGUGUCAACUUCCCCAGUGGUUUUCAUGGGAAAAUAAUUAGCGGUGGCACUAAACAUUUAGGUUGACUACAUAAGCAGGAACACUAGAGCAGUGGUUCUCAAGUGUUGUCACCCUGGGACCCGCUCUUUCCUUUUGUUGCAAAGUUGUGACCCACAUUUAAAGACGUUAAGAACAAUAAAGAGCAUGUUAUGUUUUCAAAUUGCUUUGAACAAUGUAUAAUAUAUUUUCAAAAGCUGUUUCAAAGGAGGCGGCCUCACAGUUCUGAGGACCGGGGUUCAAUCCCCGGCCCCGCCUGUGUUGGAGUUUGCAUGUUCUCCCCGUGCCUGCGUGGGUUUUCUCCGGGCACUCCGGUUUCCUCCCACAUCCUAAAAACAUGCAUGAAUUCUAAAAAAUUGCCCAUAGGUGUGAAUGUGCGUGCGAAUGGUUGUUUGUUUGUAUAUAAUAAACAAUAUUUGUAUUGUUUUUAAUAAUAAUAAAAAAAAAAUAUAUAUAUAUAUAUAUAAUAUUGUAAACAGACAGUAAUAACAUAAUGUAAUAUAAUGUAAAUAAUUAAACAUUUUUUGCUUUAUUUCAGUGGACAUUGUGUCUCUUCUGGUGUGCCCGCCAUGGCCAUCUGGGGACAAUAUAAUGCAGACAUACGGACAUGGUCACAACUACUCAGUAAGCUGCAGAAAUAUUAGUUGCUCUUUGCAGAGGAUAAAGAAUAUAUGUGCCGGUUGAGUAUUGUUAUAUUAGUUCUUUCAAGGGUCAUACCAACGCGACAGCGAUGCUAUUAGUUAGCCUGUCUAGGCCGCAUUGAUGUGGUCCAUAUAUGCACGCCGAUCUUUAACUACUGUACACCACUGAAGUAAACUAUCCAUCCAUCCAUUUUCCAUCCAUCCGCUUUAUCCUCACAAGUUUCGCGGGCGUGCAGGAGCCUAUCCCAGCUAACUUCGGGCGAGAGGCGGGGUACACACUGAACUGGUCGCAGCCAAUCGGAGGGCACAUAUAAACAAACAACCUUUCGCGCACACAUGCACGCCUAAGGGCAAUUUAGAGUAAUAAAUCAAUGAAGUAAAUUAAAUAAAUAAAAUCAUCGAUCCAAUCACCUCAUUUAUUAAUCUUUUUUUUUUUUUUUUUGCUUCCAAUACCCAGCAAGUA
Molecule: messenger RNA, 10040 nt
Organism: Phyllopteryx taeniolatus (common seadragon)
Lineage: Eukaryota; Metazoa; Chordata; Actinopteri; Syngnathiformes; Syngnathidae
Gene: grb14
Product: growth factor receptor-bound protein 14
Exons: 18
Coding region: 4747-6576 (609 amino acids)
Biological process (GO): negative regulation of insulin receptor signaling pathway; insulin receptor signaling pathway
Cellular component (GO): plasma membrane; cytoplasm
Source: RefSeq, a predicted model, not a curated record